AUGCCCCAUGGGCAGCCGCCCAUACCUCCUCAUUCCCGGCGGCAACAUGAAUUGCAUUACUCACCGGGACCUUCGAACAUGCGGUCUCCUCCGGCGUACAUGAAUUACCAUCCCCCUCCCGUCAAUGGCCAUAUCCCUCCUGUUUACGCGCCACAUUAUCCACCACCAUGGUACAACGGCUAUCCGCAAAUGCACCCACCACCACCUGGCGUCCCUAUGCCUCCAGGACCUCCUCCUCCGCGUCCAUACCAGCAACCUCCAUAUGUCCAUGGCCCAUUGAUAGUCUCAUCCUACCCGCACUCACAGCCGGUUCCAGCGCCUAUGCACGUUCCUUCAAACGUAUUUCCUCGACCACCGUCAGCAGUAUCGACGCCUAUUCCGCCAACCAUGUCCCCUCCUCCUAUUAGUGAACAGCAGAUGCUGAUCGAUGGCCAUGAACGGCCUCCAUCGUCUGUACAAUCAGUAUUGUCGACACCCAGCGCUGUGACAUCUUCCCCUGCUCCUGUCGCAGAGCUACCAAAGGGCGGCCUGCUACCACGGGUACCUUUCCGUGCACCUCUUCCUUGGCUUUCUGUGCCAGAACAGCCCUUUCCUAGACGUGCUCCACACAAGCGUCGUACUGGGCGCUCUUUACAGGCUUCUACUAUUUCUGUUGAACUACCCAUCAAGGAAACGUACAAAAAAGAUUCAGCUCAUGUUGAUGAGAAGCAAACAUCUACACAAGGCGACAGCGUCUCGGAGCCACAAACUCCUACGACAUCUCAGGCGCCAUCAGAGUCUGAUUCUACUCACCCUACCACGCCGUCUUCCACUGCACCGGGUCAUUUAGCAUCUCGUUCUCGAGACCAAACACAGACCCCAAAGCAGACGAUAGUACCUGUGGUGCCGAUACUCCCCCAGGCACCGGUCACGCCAAAGCAGACCGUGCCCACCGAAGACCAUCAACAAAAGGAUUCUUCAGAGGUUACAGGUAAAGCUGGUAACCCAGAGUCUUCCGAACAACCCACAAUCACUGCUCCUGCGGCUCCAAAGUCAUGGGCCGAUUUGGUUCGGUCGAAGACGUCUCGUGCUGCUGUUACUACGCCAGCUGCCAUUUCUGAAAAUGGAAGUCUGCAAGCUCCUCGAAGUGAGUCGCUUGGGGAUGUUUUGACUAGUCUCGGCCCGAAUGUGCAUAAGUUUGGCGAGAAGAUCGCAUUCUUGGAACCUAGGGGCCUCGUGAAUACGGGGAACAUGUGCUAUAUGAAUUCAGUACUACAGAUUUUGGCAUUUUGUGUGCCCUUCUACCAAUUCCUCGAUCACAUUGGCCACCGCGCUACUCACAGCUUCAAGAGUGACGUGCCUCUGAUUGAUGCAACUAUUAUGUUUAUGAGGGAAUUCCGGGUGAUCGAUGCUGCAAAGUCAGAAGAUCAAUUGCGCAUGCGACUAAAACACAAGGAGUUGGAAGAAUAUGGAGACGCGUUCAUCCCGGAAUACGUAUAUGACGUGAUUCGACAGCUUCCGCGCUUCCGUGACAUGAGGCGAGGUCACCAACAAGACGCACAAGAGUUUCUUGGUUUCUUUUUAGAAGAACUCCACGAGGAAUGUGCCCAUGCUUUGCAAAGUGGCGCGCCUCAAAGUAGUGCAGCUCCUUCUGAAAAUUCUUCAGAGGCUGAUGGAUGGCUUGAAGUUGGCCAUAAACAAAAAUCCGCGAUCACUCGAUCAUCUGGCGACGUCGAGUUCGAGUCACCAAUCACUAAGAUCUUUGGAGGAAAGAUUCGCUCCGAGUUCAAAGUUCCUGGAAAUAAGAACUCGGUGACAUUGGAGCCUUACCAGCCUCUACAACUGGACAUUGGAUCACCCGAAGUCAGUAACAUCAUUGAUGCUUUGAAAGGUCUUACUAAGCCUGAGACUAUUCAUGGCGAUUUCAGUUCCCCAAGGGGUCCCAAGGUUGCUGCUACCAAGCAGGUUUUCAUUGAGACCCUUCCUCCUGUACUUAUUCUCCACCUGAAGCGGUUCCAGUACGAUAGUGUCACACAUGGCACGCAGAAGAUCUGGAAGAAAGUCGGAUAUCCGCUGGAAUUGGAAAUACCCCGUGAAGUUUUCCCUCCUCAUCGACGCAACGCGAUGGCAGUUCAUGGUGGGCUCCCACACUAUCGGCUGAUUGGUGUCAUCUACCAUCAUGGAAAGAAUGCUAGUGGCGGCCACUAUACAGUGGAUGUGAGACGCCAGGAUGGUCGCGAGUGGAUCAGGAUGGAUGAUACUGUUAUUCGUCGAGUACGCAGCGAGGAUGUGGCUGAAGCAGGGAGCGAGGAGGAUCCCAAAGUACUCGCUUCCGCCUUGGAACAGCACAAGCGGGACAAUAAUCCGAAUCUAUAUGAACAAAUUGAUCAAAGCAACCAGGUUAAUGAUGAAAGCGGAUGGAGCCAAGUUAACGGACCCGGCCCCAACGGCCAUACGAGCAAGAAGUCCGCCAGUGGUGUUGUCAACGGUAUUUCAUCACCUGCGGCUUCCAACUCCCCUGGGACCAGGACGCCUAUUGGACGAUAUGGCACUCGCGACAACAAGGUUGCGUAUCUUCUGUUUUACCAACGGAUUUCUUUACCUUGAAACAUUCUUCUUGCCAAACGCAAUGUGUUCCGUACCUCUUCAGCUUGGUCGACCAUGGGAUACAUGCAUAUUUUAGGUGGCGUUCAGAGGAAGCUUUACUGCGUUGAUUAACGUGCAUGACGAUUCUGGCAGGUUAGUCCUUGUCCGCCUUUCAAUACGCCGGUGAUUGUACAUAAGGCAUAGAUGGGCACUUUCGAUACUUUUCCUUUGUCUUUCGACGACACUAGCUAUCAUUUUCGAGGCUAGUUGUUGUCUACGAGGCUAUGACAUUCAUACAUAAUAAUACCAUACUCCAGGGAUAGCCAUACGCUAGUUCUAGAGCGGUUUGGGUCAGUGGGGGUGCUCACUUGGUCUUUAUUUCAUUCUUACUUGAUUUCCGCGAUAGCUGCUACGAUAUUCGCUUUGCAGGCCAUGUCGAUACGACUGAACGACGACGUGCUUAUCCUUGACGACCGAUGCACGUAGCGUCUAUGUCAUUUUUGAUGUUUCCCUUUCCCAUUUAGUGCGGUCUGUUAGAGCUUGCAUCUUUCUGUGGCUAUGUCCAGACCAAGAUAUACCCUUUUAUCUACACAUUACAUUCCCACAUAUCCAUGUUUACUUGUCAAUUUUCUAUUCACGAUCUUCUGCCUUUGUUGCCCCCCUUUUUCACGAUUCCUUAUUGUGUAUUGACUUGAGCGGGCAAGGUAUUGAGGCGGAAUUUACACAUACUUAUUGACUUCGAUACGACCGAAGACUAGAUGUUGAAGAGUUAGGUGAGGGAAGAGAUAUUUGCGUUUUUCGGAAUUCAUCUCUUCCUUUGUGAAGAAUGGUGGUUGCAGUCUGAUUUUUGUUGCGCUUCUGUUUCUCUCGUGACCUUGUCCCUGUACCUCAUGGUUACCGGUCAAGGUUAUCCUUCCAUUCUUCAAAAGUACAUCCCCAGACAGUACGCUUGAUUAUCCUUGAUUGUUUGGCAUGUCAGCUAUCUCUGAAGUGUUUAAUUUCAAUGGGGAAACAUGCACUGCGAAUAUCAGAUUCUGCAUGUCUUCUGUCUUUCCCCUGUGUAUGGAAUCAUAUCACAAUCAAUGUAAUUAGCUUGAUAGUGAAUCAAAAAAAAAAGU
Molecule: messenger RNA, 3683 nt
Organism: Talaromyces stipitatus ATCC 10500
Lineage: Eukaryota; Fungi; Ascomycota; Eurotiomycetes; Eurotiales; Trichocomaceae
Product: ubiquitin C-terminal hydrolase, putative
Exons: 5
Coding region: 1-2586 (861 amino acids)
Biological process (GO): protein deubiquitination
Cellular component (GO): nucleus; cytosol
Molecular function (GO): cysteine-type deubiquitinase activity; cysteine-type endopeptidase activity
Source: RefSeq, a predicted model, not a curated record